AUGAAUUAUUGUAGUUUACUUAAAGAUGUAGAUACAAGUGGUACUUUAGAUAAUUAUGAGAUGGGUAAUGAAAUGGAUAUAUUUAAUAACUUAAAGAGAUUAUUAAUUUAUCAUUCAGAAGAAAAUAUUAAUACAUUAAAAAAUAAAUUCCGUAAUGCAGCUGUAUGUUUAAAAAAUGUUGAUGAUUGGAUUGUAAAUAAGAGAGAAAAAGAAAAUUCUUCGUCACAUGAUAAUACCAACAAUAUGUUUUGUAAUAAAGAAUAUUGUAAUAGAUUAAAAGAUGAAAAUAAUUGUAUAUCUAAACUUGAAGUUGAAGAUCAAGGUAAUUGUGAUACUGCAUGGAUUUUUGCUUCAAAAUAUCAUUUAGAAACUAUAAGAUGUAUGAAAGGAUAUGAACCUACUAAAAUUUCUGCUUUAUAUGUAGCUAAUUGUUAUAAAGGUGAACAUAAAGAUAGAUGUGAUGAAGGUUCUAGUCCAAUGGAAUUCUUACAAAUUAUUGAAGAUUAUGGAUUCUUACCAAAAGAAUCAAAUUAUCCAUAUAAUUACGUCAAAGUUGGAGAACAAUGUCCAACAGUACAAGAUUAUUGGGUUAACUUAUGGGAUAAUACAAAAGUUUUAACAGGCAAAAAUGAACCUAAUAGUUUAGAUGGUAAGGGAUAUACUGCAUAUGAAAGUGAAAAGUUUCAGGAUAAUAUGGAGGCAUU
This is a messenger RNA of Plasmodium adleri (nom. inval.), 704 nucleotides long. The record is from the annotation of a RefSeq genome assembly. Lineage: Eukaryota; Apicomplexa; Aconoidasida; Haemosporida; Plasmodiidae.